Molecule: messenger RNA, 669 nt
Organism: Schistocerca cancellata (South American locust)
Lineage: Eukaryota; Metazoa; Arthropoda; Insecta; Orthoptera; Acrididae
Exons: 2
Coding region: 1-669 (222 amino acids)
Source: RefSeq, a predicted model, not a curated record
AUGCGAAAAGUCGGUAUUGUUUCGGCGAGGGGGGCCCUUUCGCGGCUCCCGCCGUGGCCUUUAGUCGUCGCGGCGCCGGCGGCCGCGCUGGACGCGUCGCGACGCCACACCGACGCCGCGGCGACGCCUCGCCCGCACCUGUCGCCGCCGGCGCUCCCAGCCUGCGGAAUUGGCGACGCGCGCGGUAAUUGGAUUCGUGACCCGUCGCCGCCGCCGCCGCCGACGCUUCGCGCUGUCGCCGCCAGGGGGACGGCGGCUCCGCCCGGAGGCGGCGCCACCGGAGGCGUCGCUGACAGCGUGGCGGCCGCGAUAAGCCGGACGGGGCAGCCGGCUAUGCAGGCCGUAAUCUGCGCGGCCGGCAGCGGCGGCGGCGCGCGACCCGAGGAAGUGGCCUUGUCAGAUGGCCGCCGCGAUACUGUCGAGGUGCGCCUCAAUGGCGCCGCCGGAAAUGGAGUGCGGCCCGGCCGGCGCGGCGCGCCUUAUCUGGGAGGAGCUGCUCCGGAAGACCGCGACGGGCGCGGCGGCGGCAGCGGCCAUCUCCUCGCCGGAGGACGCGCCGGCCAUUGUGCGUCCCGGCCGGCCACGGGCGCGCGGCUUCUAUCUGCCGCGGCCGGCCGACGUACCCUUCCGCAGGUUCACGUGGCAAGCGCGGCCCAAGGAGCUACCUGA